AUGAAAUUUGAAAAUCAGAUUCCACCGGAAGCACACUUUGGCAUAAAUAAUGAUAUAACACAAUUUUUCGAAAGGGUACACAAAUAUCCCUUGGAUUUGGAAAUACGUUCCAAUUAUUCUCAUGUGAUUCAACAAUGUUUGAAUACGGAGUUCGAACGGAAAUAUAAUUUGAAUUUGAGAACAUUUAUAGAAUAUUGCGAGAGACGGCCAGAGGACAAAAGUCAUAAGGAAAAUGACCUGGCCGAAAGAGCUUUGUAUAAAAGUUUUAAGGUCAUUUUACUGCUGGUCGCACUUUCAACAUUUUUUGAUUAUUUUCUGAAGAUGCAGCAGUCGGUGGAAAGUCAAACUAAUGAAUUUUAUCAAACGAAUUUAGAGAAACCAGUCUGGCGUUUGCUGACCUCCUUCUCACUCACCCGCAACUAUUAUCGCCUGAUACAGCCAUAUCGUGGUGAAAUUGGCCAACAAUUUGCCUAUCUGGAUGGUAUGCGUUCCGCCUGUACAUUGUUUGUGUUGCGGGGCCAUUCAAUCUUCUUGGAAUUUGAACAUGUCCAAAAUCCAAAAUAUUUUGAAGAUUUUGGAAAAAACACAGCGGGUCUGAUGGCUCUUAACGGGCCAGUUGUCAUUGAGAUAUUUUUGGUAAUGAGUGGUCUGCUGUUGCACUUGAAAUUCUCACAGGCCCGUUUUGUGACGCCCCACAGCAGUUGGAAGAGAUGUUUGAGUGUGUAUAUCUUCAUUUUAAUCAGUCGGUACAUGAGAUUCCUUCCCACACUGAUUGCAUUGAUUGGAAUAAAUGCCACAAUAAUGACAAGUUUUGGCGAUGGUCCCUUUUGGCGUCACAUAAUCGAACCGAGUCGCACAUUUGGUCGCGAAAAUUGGUGGAAAAAUUUAUUGCUCAUAAAUAAUUUCUCACCUCCGGACACUGCCAGUCCUCACACCUGGUAUUUGGCUGCAGAUUUUCAAUUAUUUUCCCUAUACACCCUGGUAAUGAUUGUCAUGUCCUAUUCGAUCAAUAACCGAAUUUAUUAUCCCAGGACCUAUCGUUACGGUUAUGUCAAGGAUUUUGAAACCUUUGGUCACACCUAUACACCUUUUUAUACAAAUUUGGGUGGUUAUCUCUUUGGCCUGUUGUGUGCCCUAGUCAGUGAAUUCUGUCGCUUGCCAAUAUUCCGAGUUUUUGCCCGUCUCUCUCCACAAAUUUAUUUGUGGCAUUGUUUGAUACUGCAGGCAACAUCUGCCUAUCAUCGUCAACCUCAUUACAUGAACUUAAUGUAUUAUAAUUGCCAAACCAUCAUCACAACGGUACUCUCAACGGGAGUGGCAUUUUUCGGUUAUUUACUGUUGGAAAUUCCAUUUGCCCAAGCUUUUGAGGCGCUUAUGAUGCUUGAAAAAUCGAGUGAUAAAGAUUCCCAAAAGGAUUUUCCUCCUCUCUACACCUUUGAUGAUUACGAUUUAUGCCUGAAAAAUCGUUCAACCCAACUACCGCCCACCUAUUGUAUGAUCUAUGCAGAGGUCCAACCAGAUAAUUCAUCCGAACUAUGGCAAGCGAUUUUGGAACAUAAUAAUUAUCGAUAUAAUUACCAUUAUGAUCGUCUGUUCUUUGGUGUGUGCCUGAAACGCUGCCUGAAUGUGGUGGGACACAUUGCUGAGAAUAUUACGUAUCCUCCAGAGAAUUUUACCAUCGAUAAUGAGAUAACCGAAUAUUUUGAAUAUGUCCAACGGCGACCCUUGGACAUUGAAAUCCGCACAAAAUAUGCUUCAGUUAUUCACAACUGUUUAAAUGCCGAAUUUGAACAAAAGUAUAAUUUAAAAUUGAAGACAUUCAUUGAAUAUUGUGAAAGUCCCAGUGUGGAGACUGCAGUACAAGAAACAGAUUUGGCGGAAUCAAUUUUAAAGAAAUUCUUUAAAACCCUACUUUUAUUGGUGGCCCUGUCAACAUUUUAUGAUUAUUUCCUAAAGACUCGCCAAACGGAUGAGAAUCUGCGCAAAGAUUUCUAUAAAAAUAAUCUUCAUUUUCCAUUAUCGCGCAUUUUCACCUCGUUUUCGCUAACGCGCAAUUACUAUCGCCUAACACAGCCCUAUCGUGGCGAUUUGGGUCAGGAUUUUUCCUAUAUCGAUGGUUUGCGUUCGAUGGGCACCCUGAUUGUGGUGAAUGCUCACACCUUCUAUUUGGAAUUUAUGCAUGUGAAAAAUCCGGAGUUUUUUGAAGCCAAUGGUCAAUCUACAGCAGGUCUAAUGACUCUCAACACAUCGACAGUCAUUGAAAUAUUUAUGGUCAUCAGUGGUCUGUUGUUGAAUGUGAAAUUUACGACGGGACGUUUUGUUACCCCACACACGAAUUGGAUGAAAUGUGCGCAAGUGUUCGUGUUCAUUGUUCUGAGUCGGUUAAUGAGAUUUUUGCCUUCUGUGGGAAUGUUAGUUUGGGUAAAUGUCACAGUUUUGAAGAAUUGGGGAAAUGGCCCCUUCUGGCGUCACCUCACCGAACCGGGGCGCAUUUUUGGCCGCGAAGGUUGGUGGAAAAAUCUCUUUAUGUUGAAUAAUUUUUCAAUGAAAGACACAGUGAGCGCCCACACAUGGUAUCUGGCAGCGGAUUUUCAAUUGUUUGUCCUUUACACUUUGGUGUUAAUAUUGAUUUCAAAGUAUCCACAAUUCAAGAAAAGUGUUUAUGGAAUAUUGGCAGUACUGGCCAUUCUUAUACCCACUAUGGUGUGCUAUUUGAUGAAGUUAGAUGCAAGUUUCGUUGUGAGACCAGAAGUCUAUCGCUAUGGUUUUAUGAAAGAUGCCGAUACAUUUUACUAUCUUUAUACGCCCUUUUACAAUAGUUUGGGUGGCUAUCUCGUUGGCAUGCUGUGUGGUGAAUUUUAUUUGUUGUAUUCACAAAAUGCGGAGUUACGUGAAAAAUGCCAACGUAUAUUGAAAUAUGAAAUAUUCGCUUGGCUUUUGGUACCGCUCACAAUGGCGGGAAUUAGUUAUGUGGGUAGCAUAACAAAUUUUAUGCAGCCCUCCAUAUGGACAGCAUUGUUUGCUGGUUUAAAUCGUAAUAUAUGGAAUAUCAUUGUUUGUGGUAUACCCGUUGUUGUGAUGGCCUGUAAGCGGGGAAAGAUCAUCUAUGACUUUUGCCGCCUGCCAAUGUUUAGGAUCUUUGCCCGUUUGUCAUUUCAAAUGUAUCUGUUUGAUGUUUUGAUUUUACAAUUAACGAAUGGCCAUCAGAGACGUCCGCAUCAUUUGAGUGAUUUGUAUUUUAAUGGCCAGGCCCUCAUCUCAAUAAGCUUGUUAAUCAUUGUGGCAUUUUUUGCCUGUUUACUGAUCGAGUAUCCAUUUGCGCAAUUGUUUAAUGCCUUGCAAAUUGGCAGGAAAAGAACGGGAAAAGUGGAAAUAACAAAAGGAAGUCCAUAGCUUGAAAAUCUGCAUAACAACCACCCAACAAAUGAAAGUUCAAUAAUUUGGGUUUAUUGUUUUAAAAAAAAACUUUAAAUGCAAUUGUAAAUAAUAAAUUGUAAGAGAUUUUAUAUAAUUAUUUAAAACCUAUUAUUAUUUGAUGAAAAU
Messenger RNA from Musca domestica (house fly), 3543 nucleotides. RefSeq lists its product as uncharacterized. The coding region runs from base 1 to 3393 and encodes 1130 amino acids. Gene Ontology annotation, molecular function: acyltransferase activity, transferring groups other than amino-acyl groups. The transcript is spliced from 21 exons. Lineage: Eukaryota; Metazoa; Arthropoda; Insecta; Diptera; Muscidae. The record is from RefSeq and is a predicted model, not a curated record.